ACAACAUCACCGCCCACUUGCUGACAGCAGAUCACGCGGCCUCACUGUUUUGGUUCUUAGCUUGGACAGGCGGGGCAGAGAUGGCGGAAGACUGGAAGUCCGGGUAACAACCCCUACCUCCGAGGUAGCGCUAGUUUAUAUGACAUAACAUAUUGGACUUAUCCGGAGAGCUGGCAGCUUUCUACGGCACUGUAUUCCGUCCGGAGGACAUGGAGAUAUCGGCGGAGAGAGAGGAAGAGGAGCGCAGGAAGGAGCAAUGGAAGCUACUGUCCAGCCUGAAGACCACAGUGGAGGGUCUUGUGUCCACCAACAACCCCAACGUGUGGUCACGUUACGGCGGCUUACAAAGACUCCACAAGGACAUGAACAACAUCCUGAGCUAUGGACUAAAGAAUGAGCAGGUGUACUACAAGCAAAGAGACUACUGGCCGUUUGUGUGGUGUGUUCGCUACAUCAGCCCCCACCUCGCCUCGCAUGUUGAACAGUUCAGUCACCUGGAGCCGGUGCUGAGCAGCGGGAUGAGGAGUGCUGGGGAGAGCUACAAGGCCGAGCGCUGGCUCCUUCACAGCUUACAGGUUCACAUGCUGUCUGCUCAGCUCCGACCUCUGCUCCGGCACUUGGGACAUACAAGUAAAUACUAUAAUGGUCAUGCCUUUCUGCUGAGUGAGCCUCAUGUGACCGCCAUGUUCCAGUGUCUGGAAGCCGUGGAGCAGAAUAACCCCAAACUGCUUGCCCAAGUAGACACAUUUGGGCUGUCCCCUCUGAAGGGCCCACCAUGUCUGGGCCUAUUGAAGAGCCAGAGCCUGUGUGUAUUGCCUGGAGCUGGUGCAGCUUGGAGAAACGCUGACUCGGUUCCCAGAAGAGAACCUCUAAAUCGCAGACUCGCCACCUCCAACUGCUCACUUCGAGAAGCAGUCCCCACCAGCCACAACUCUGGGAACACUUUGGGAGUCGGACCCCAAAACAGCAAUAGCACAAACCCUACCUCUGCAGCCAGCGGCACGGGGGCUCCCUGGUUGUGUGAUUCCGGGCCAGGGGAGAGCGAGCAGGGGGCGACGCUACCUCCUGUCCCCGUCUCGAUCCCUGGCAUCUCCCUCCCAGAGUCCCCCUCGCCCGCCUCCUUUCCGCCCGAUGCUGCAGACUCAUGUGACGGCGACUAUGACGACGGUCCGGAGUACCUGGCUAUCGGUAAUCUGGGGCAACGCAGCCGCUGUGACACCCGAAGCUCCACCCACAGCAGCGAGGAGGACUUCGCCCAGGACCUGUCCAUGCAACGGGGUCCUAAAGCCCCGCCCCCACCCAGGCGCUCUUCUUUCUCAGAGGGUCAGAGGGGGCCGGUCCGGGGGUCCCGAGGUCACACCCGCUCGUUAUCUGACGCAGGAGUCAAUCAGAAACUCAGGAAUGAAUCGGCAGGGGAGGACUGCUGCAUAAAGAACUACAGCCCAUUCUCACCUCAGCGCAAGGAUGUCAGCACUCCCAGUUCCCUCUACAUGGAGUCCCAUGGGUCCGAGUGCAGCAGUGUUUCUGAUGGGAUGUUCAGGAAGCCGUCGGAGGGUCAGAGCCUCAUCAGCUACCUGUCGGAGCAGGACUUUGGCAGCUGUGCUGACCUGGAGAAGGAGAACGCUCAUUUCAGCAUCUCAGAGUCCCUUAUUGCUGCCAUCGAGCUGAUGAAGUACAACCUGCGGCGUCAGCAGGAGGCGGGGGAGGAGGAGGGAGACAGCGACUGUGAGAUCCAGCAGCUCAAACAGAAGAUCCGCCUGCGCAGGCAGCAGAUCAGACACAGACGCGUGCCGCCCUGCGCAAACUCCCAGCACAUUCUCAACUCCACUGACAGCGGGGGCUCCAGGAGGAGCUCUCAGGACUCGUACAAGGGCCUCUCUGACUCAGGCUCAGCGGAGGAGGUGGAGGAGUGCGAACUACAAGAUGGCUGUGAGGGUCAGUCCCUGCUGGCGGUGUCUCAGAACGGCCUCUCACUGUCACUCGCCUCACUCUUCUCAGAUGCAGACAUUAAGCGCAGCAUGAGCUCCAGCAACAGGUCUUUUCUAAGCUCAGAGUCCAUAACUCCCGCCUUCCUCCAGUCUAACUCAGCUGAGUCAGUAGCCAUGGGUUUACUCAGGCAGUUUGAGGGCAUGCAGCUUCCUGCGGCCUCGGAGCUGGACUGGCUGGUCCCAGAACACGACGCUCCGCAGAAGCUGCUGCCAAUCCCCGACUCUCUGCCCAUCUCGCCUGAUGAUGGUGAACACGCAGACAUCUACAAGCUGAGGAUCCGGGUGCGGGGCAACCUGGAGUGGGCCCCUCCCCGACCGCAGAUCAUAUUCAACAUUCAUCCUGCCCCCAAGAGGAAGAUAGUUGUGGCUAAGCAGAACUACCGCUGCGCUGGCUGUGGCACUCGCAUCGACCCAGAUUAUAUCAAGCGACUACGCUACUGUGAAUACCUCGGCCGUUACUUCUGCCAGUGCUGCCAUGAGAACGCCCAGGCCAUUGUUCCUGGACGAGUGUUGAGGAAGUGGGACUUCAGCAAGUACUAUGUCAGCAACUUUGCCCGGGACCUGCUGAGCAAGAUCGCCGGAGACCCUCUUUUCAACCCCAAUGACAUCAACAGUGGCCUGUACAAGAAGAACAAAGCUCUGGAGGCCGUCAGGGUUUUGAGGGUGCAGCUGUUUCACAUGAAAAAUCUCUUCAAGACCUGUCGCUUCGCUAAAGAGGUGCUGGACCAGUUCGACAGCCUGCCAGGUCACCUAACUGAAGACCUUCACCUCUUCUCCCUCAAUGACCUCUCUGCCGUACGCAGCGGGGAACUGGCUCCUCGGAUGAAGGAGCUGCUGAAGCUCGGCACCUCGCACGCAGCUGGCUGUGUGCUGUGCCAGGCGAAGGGCUUCGUGUGCGAGUUCUGCGGCAACGAGAAAGACAUCAUAUUCCCCUUCCAGCUGAACAAGUGCCAGCGCUGUGAAGAGUGCCAUGCGUGCUAUCAUCGCAACUGCUUCCGGAAAGGUAAAGACUGUCCUCGAUGUCAGCGGUUGGCAGAGCGGAGGGAGAGGAUGGCACGUAAAAACAUGGAGGAACAAGAAGAUGAGGGAGGUGGGUCUUAGUUCUGGAAACCCAAUAAACCCUAAGACGAGAGAAGAGCAAAAUGCGACCAUGAUUGUAGAGACGGACCACCUCUCUUUGCCUUCAGAUCCUCCGACCUGCUAAACAAUGCUGCAAACAAAUGUCUUGAUCUAAAAGGCUUCCAGAUGUGCAGUUUUGAACACAUCAGGGCGGCAGCUGUGUUUGUAAUGCUGCUGUGGAUUUUCAGAUGCUUUUAGUGUAAGCUAAGCCCCUUUCACACUUGCACGUUACUCUGUGAAUAGAGGAAGGCAGCGUAACUUUGAAUAGAAGACCUAAGUAAAUUUUCCAUGAAAACAAAGUGUCUUUUUUUCAAAGAGAUCGCUAAAAGAAACAUGGCUUUAAAAUCAACAUUUAUUGAUCUAAGUUGAGAUGAAGUUACUAAUUCCUAAUAUAAUUAUUUAAUCACAAUUCCCUUGAACAAGUAAACAUUUCUUUGAUACUUUGGUGACCUCUACUGGCAGUAUCACAAAGAACAUUGAGAGACACAUAAUACACUAAAUUGUUCUAAAGAAAAGUGUAAAAGUCCCUCUGCCUUAUAGGAAUAUUCUACACUGUCCAUGUUGCAGGUACAUGUGUGAAAAGGGCUUGAGAUGUACUAAACCUCUUGGCACUUUGUUCCUCUGUGGUAAAACUAAUAUAUUUGGGAUCUAAGUAGUUCAAAAAACUGUUGUAACCAGGUAAGAUAUUGUUCCUUCCUCCCAUUGCAGCUUCUGGCAACUGCUUUACCUCUGGUGAGACUGUGGGCUACUGGCUUAGCUGAAGUUUGUAUUUCUGAACUAAGGAUCUAUUUUUAAAAAUAUGUAAUAGCAAGUAAAAAAAUGUUUAAAUCUAGUCUAUAUUUUUGACAGAUUUUUCAGUGCAGAUACAGUUUUUGAGCAAUCCUGCCCGUAACGUUGAAGAUUUUAUUUAGAUUUGAAAAUAUUAUAGAUAUUUAACCAAUCCUUUUCCUCGCUCCUUACUGUCCUGUUUUAAAGUCUUUUAGCCAUGCUUAUGUGCCUCUGGGACCAAUGAACUUAUACUGGUAGAGCUAGCAGAGUUACCUUGGAAUGAUGAGUAUAAAGAAGGACUGGACUUCAGAGUUGGAGUUGAAAAUAUUUUAAAUGAAACUGCAAAUGCUCCAUUUUUGUGCUGCUUUGUGUGAGGUGGGUGUGGGUGUGGGUGUGUUUACUACACAAAGCUGUGUGAAAAAGAGUGCUUGUGUGUGUAUGGGCACAUGUCUACCUGCUGUAUGUAGCCAUGCAGAAAUGGUUUGAACCAGCCUAAUCAGCACUGGUUUUCUAACAACGUUUGUCUUUGGAGAGUCGAGGUAAUUGCACUGAUCCUGUCUGUCGCUUGGGGGUGGCGGGGGUGUGAGUUGGGACGUCUCUCUAUUGGGAUGUUUCUGAUGUUCGUUAUAAGAACAUGAACCUUCACCGCGAAAUGGUGCGGUUUGUUGUCACGUGUUAAACGUUUCAGUCCAAAAUAAGAGAGCUACAGUUAAAUAAAGUGAUUCUAUUAACAGGCUGCAAAAUCAUUAUCAAUAGUGCGUCGUCACCUUAUGGACUGAAAUUCUUCACUUUAAGUUGGUUUACACUUUUUGAAUUUUGUCUUGAACAAUGGUUUCAAGACGUAUUGGCCCUUAAUCCAAUAUAUUGCAAAAAUGCUAGCACCUUUAAAACUCAGUAUUUAACACAGUAGUUAAACCAAAUGGCAAGUUUUCUUCUUUGAGAGUUUUAUUUGAAAAACGUAGAGGUCCAAAGUGGUAAACAUAUCCAGUAUUUAAAAGAAAGCAGAAAUAAAUGAAAGCACACGCUUACUUUCAUUAUUUUGUUGCGUGGAACCACUGGUCUGAUAUUCAUUUGAGAUUGAAAAUCUACUAAAACUAAAACUUUUAUUUUGAGUCUUGUUUUACUUCUAGGACUUAUUACUACUGGCUCAGUAGUGGGUAAGAUUAAAUUCCAGAGUAUAUUUUUGAAUAAAUUAUAUAUGACGUUCAAGCCAUAGUUAUAAAUAGGAGAGUUUUGAGAUAACACACUGAUUGAAUCGAACCCUUUACACUGAACUCCAGUUCCAGGUAAAAUUCUUAAUGGAUUAGUCUCCAGGGUACAUACCAUCCUGAUCAGCCUUUGCUGUAUGUGUACAAUCCUUCAAGAGGUAAACAAACUCAUGAGAUAAUACUUAAGCAGUACAUGUGAUAUUUAUGUCCCCAAGCCUCUGAAGAGGAGUAUUUAAAGUGAUAAACUGCACCCAUGUUUAACCUAGACUGCUCCCAAAGGAAACACUCAACUCUUCAGCUCCACUGAGAAGCCUCAACUCAGCAGAUGGUUUUGUCCUUGGACCGCCUUUAAAUGGUGGUGUGCCGAGGUUUAAUGUGCACUACAGAUUAAAGUGUCUAUUAUUAAAAUGGUUCAUUAUUGUUAUCUAAAGAUGAUUUGUGUUCAUUUGUGUUUGUUGUGUAAAUAUGUUCACAAUAAAAGACUGGCUGGACUGUU
Messenger RNA from Eleginops maclovinus (Patagonian blennie), 5579 nucleotides. It is a transcript of the gene rubcn, whose product is annotated as rubicon autophagy regulator. Gene Ontology annotation, molecular function: phosphatidylinositol phosphate binding. The coding region runs from base 210 to 3089 and encodes 959 amino acids. The record is from RefSeq and is a predicted model, not a curated record. Gene Ontology annotation, cellular component: late endosome; early endosome. Gene Ontology annotation, biological process: negative regulation of endocytosis; negative regulation of autophagosome maturation. NCBI's taxonomy places the organism in Eukaryota, Metazoa, Chordata, Actinopteri, Perciformes, Eleginopidae. The transcript has 21 exons.